GGGCUGCGUCUCAAAAGCCAUUGACUCCUCUGCGUGGUGGGGAAGCAUCCUCAUCCUUUCCCUAGCCCGUCCUGCUCGGCUCUGCCUGGGAGAGGAAUUACUGGACCAAGCAGCAUGAGCAAUGAAGACUACAGUGACAUCUAUGACACAAUCCAAAAGGGGAGGAGAGACGAAGGCCCACCCCAGCUGGAGGAAAAUGAGGGUCCUUUAUAUGAUGGAGUCCAUGAAGACUUGAGGGGUGAAAAUCAUCUGCAUGCCCCUCAGUUAGAAAACCAGGAAUACGAUGUUCUGUCGGUGUAUGCCUUGAAACGGGAGGAGGCUACCUCAGCCUCCCUGGAGCCAGAAGCAGGAAGCUACCUCCAGCCUGACGAGGUGUUUUCUGAGCCCCAGGAGCUCAGGGACAUCCCCAGAAGAAGCCUACACUCACCAAGGCAGAGCCUAGAGCCUCUGCUGUGGGAACUGCAGCAGAGUGGAAGAAUGGUCAAGGAGGAUUCGGCUCCUUCACCGAGCUUCACGCUUCAGCACAGCAAGGCCUUUCCCACCAGCCAGGACUUCCCUACCUACGCUUCUGCUGCUCUUAGUUUGGAAGAAAAUAAAGCAGUUUCCAGCAGCCCUGAGAUCUUCCUGUAUGUGAAGGCUGGAAUUGAUGGGGAGAGCAUUGGCAACUGCCCUUUCUCUCAGCGCCUCUUCAUGAUCCUCUGGCUGAAAGGCGUCGUGUUCAACGUCACCACUGUGGAUCUGAAAAGAAAGCCAGCGGACCUGCACAACCUCGCUCCUGGCGCGCAUCCGCCUUUCCUGACCUUCAAUGGGGACGUGAAGACUGACGUCAACAAGAUAGAAGAGUUCCUGGAGGAGACCUUGACCCCAGAGAAGUACCCCAAACUGGCUGCGAGACACCGGGAGUCCAACACCGCAGGCAUUGACAUCUUCUCCAAGUUCUCGGCCUACAUCAAAAACACCAAGCAGCAGAAAAAUGCGGCCCUUGAGAGGGGCUUGACAAGGGCACUGAAGAAGCUGGAUGAUUACCUGAACGCGCCUCUGCCAGAGGAGAUUGACACCAACACCCGUGGGGAUGAGAAAGGGUCCCAGCGCAAGUUCCUAGAUGGAGAUGAGCUGACCCUGGCCGACUGCAAUCUUCUCCCCAAGCUUCAUGUAGUCAAGAUUGUGGCUAAGAAGUACCGGAACUAUGACUUCCCGGCUGAGAUGACAGGCUUGUGGCGGUACCUCAAGAAUGCCUAUGCACGGGACGAGUUCACCAACACCUGUGCGGCUGACAGCGAGAUUGAGCUGGCCUACGCAGACGUCGCCAGGCGCCUCAGCCGAUCCUGAGCUUAGCCAUUUGGCCCGAUUCUGCUGCAAAGGAAUUCUAUUUCUCCCAACGGCCUUCUACUGACUCAUUUCCCCCUCUUACCUUGAGGAAACAUUUAAAAGCAAAGAACGAAGCCACAUCCUGCCAGCACCCCUGAACUCAGCUCCAGCCUGCUACCUUCUAAGAUCAGUGCCAUCCUUCUGCCCUGACCCAGGAGCCAGACGAGAGGAGAGAACACAGCAGCAGACCUUCCCACCUGCUGACCCGAUCUAGGGUCGGUGGGCCUGGGGUCAGUUUGAAGAGCUCCCAUGGGAUUGUCACUGGUCGCUUCUGCCAAUAUCACAAUGCUUUCCCUGAUGUUUUAGCAACUUCUCCACCCCACCUCUUCCUCAGUAACUGCGAGGCCACCGACAAAUAUCAUCCCAUGAUCCUUAGGGAGAGAACCAUGCUUUGAUUGGAAGACAGUCCUGGGGGCGGGACUCAGCUGGGUGUGGCUUUGGGAAUUGCACAGAGCAGUUACAGCUGCUGACUAUUUCUGACCGAGGCCCGUAUUAUAAUGUCCCCUUGGACACGCCCCAGUGUGUCGCUAGUAGGCCCGUAUUAUAAUGUCCCCUUGGACACGCCCCAGUGUGUCGCAGUGCUGGGACCAGGUGCAAUAUGAUUAUGUCCUGGCCAGCACUGAGCCUGGCUUUCCAUCUGUCUCCGUUCUGCCACAAAGGCAGUUGAGCUAUAAUUGUAAACGGACGCGAUCCGAAUGGAGAGGGACUUCCAGGAAGCAAUGUUGAUGCCAAAAGGCCCCGCAGGGCCUAAGCCACAGCGGUCACUGACUUAAGAGUACUCAGCCACCGGAGAGCACAUGAGUGGGCGUGACUGUGUUCUUCAAUGAGUGGCUUUGGGUGGAGUUGUGGUGGUGGUGGGGGGGAAGGGAUGGGAACAGAUAAAGUGAGGAGUUUGGGGUAGCCUAGUAAACCUUCAGACCCGUCGUCUCCCUCACUAUCUAAAUCUUGGACUGCAGUUAGGGCACACACACCUACCAACCAUCAAGCAGACUCCAACAUUGGCCAAAAAUGUCUUCCGGGCCCUUCCUAGUCACUUCUGGAUGUGGGUUGCCACCUGGGUGUGCUCAGGCUCCCGGCUUCUUCAGCCCCAACAUCUGAUGGAAGAGAAAUUCUAAUAGGGACUGGUGUGAUCAAGGGUUGCCUUAGGAAGACAGUCCAUGAGUCUUUCUGACUGGGAAGCCACAACUUGAAUUUGGAAAAUAUGUACUGUCCUGGGUUCAUUUUCCCGCCAUCAGACUCAUCUAUCAGAUUUUUAAGAAAAAGGCAUUUUUUUUAAAGCCUAAUAUUUCUCUCCUUAGUCGUCUGCCUUGUGUUUUACCUACAAAGCUCAUGGGGCCUGAACAUGGGAACCUGAACUGCCCAACCACUAUGACAAAUGAGUUAAUCAUUCGCUCUUCCUCUACCAAUGAGCUAGUGCGCACAUGGGAGAAAUCCAUCCGCUGGGCCUCGCUCUAACAAUCCUGCCUUCUGUGUCGCUGCCAGUGCAGGGUGAGGCUCCUGAGGACCGGAAAGCCCCUGGACUUGGCUCAUUACUCCGGAGGGUGGGGCAGCACGGGUCCUUUCCACAGAAACGUCAACAUGUGCUAACAGUCACUGGACUCACCUGCCUCUAGGGAUCGCCAAAGCAAAGCACGACCAUUGAUCCAAGAAGGGAGGAAGCGGGAGGUCUCCCUAGCCCAUUGGGGAAGAGGACUCUGCCUGCAUUUUAUAAACCUGAAAGGGCUUUGAAGGUGCAAAAUGAGUCCAUUCAUUUCCACCCUACAGGAACCUUUCCACAGGCUCUUGGCAAGCUGCCCCUGGGGUGUUUAAAGGGCAGCCCUGCUGAGGGACCAGCCCUUUUUCUGCAGGGAAGAGCCCCUAGUGGGCCUGCGGAGCGGGGAGGGGCGCAGGAAGAGCUUCUGGAACCAUAGCAAGGCUGUUUCAUUAAUAGGAAACCAUGUUAUUCUCAGGAAUCCUUCCCAGAACUUGCAAGCAGGGUGAACCCCAGGCAGUUCACAGCCCUGUGUCCUACAGGUGGACCGAUGGCGAAGACCAGGAUACAUAUAGAGGGGUCCCCGAUGGAGGGGAAAGUACUCAGGACCCUCACGUGAUAUUCUGAUCCCGGAAAUGGGCAAUUCUUGAAAAAUAAACUGCCCAAGCAGAGUCACUACUAUUUCUAGAAAGUCCUCCUGUGAUCGAGUUAGUUUUACAUAAAUAACACAAUUUAGCCCAUGUUGGAUCUAUCAUAACCCCUUUAAAAAGUGGCAAGAUUAUAGGACAGAGGCUCUUCUGAGUUCUUGAAUUCAGAAGUGAUUUUAAUGUUUUCAGAGAAUCAUGAUUAGACCGACCAGUGUCUUAGGACAUAGUUGUCU
Molecule: messenger RNA, 3719 nt
Organism: Myodes glareolus (Bank vole)
Lineage: Eukaryota; Metazoa; Chordata; Mammalia; Rodentia; Cricetidae
Gene: Clic5
Product: CLIC family member 5
Source: RefSeq, a predicted model, not a curated record